Messenger RNA from Ambispora leptoticha, 203 nucleotides. Lineage: Eukaryota; Fungi; Glomeromycota; Glomeromycetes; Archaeosporales; Ambisporaceae. The record is from the annotation of a GenBank genome assembly.
AUGAGUCAAAAAAAAUCUAAUUCAAAAUAUGAAUUUCCUCGUGGGGACCUUGCUGCAUCAUUUGAUGAUGAAUGGGAACAGUAUCUUGUGGCUCUUAAAUCUCAUAUUUUACAACCUAUCGGAAUAGAUGUUAACAUGCUUCCCAAGAAUAUUUAUCCAAAUAUAAGGGUUGCAAUGAAGGAUAUUGAAAUUUUGACGCCAGA